CUUUAUUCGUCGAUCCUCUCCCUCUAGGGUUUCCGACGAGGUAAUAAAAUUCUUAACUCUGAUUCCUUUCCCUUCCCUUCUCCUUUUCCUCCUCCAAAGCUCUCUCCUUUCCGUAUUUCUUUUCCUUCUUUUUCCCCUUUUCCAUUACCCAAUUCGUUGUUUUAAUCUCUUCCUCUGCAGAAUUCAGCAAUUUUGCUGCGUUUCUAUUUUAAUUUCGAAUACCCCAUGAUUUUUUUUUGUCUGUUACAUUUUGGGUUUGGAUUUUUUUUUUAAUUUUGUUCAACUUUGCUUGUUUUGAAGUUUUGAUAAAUAAAGUUUUGAUACUGUGUCAGGAAUUCAAGUUUAGAAGAAGAAUUUUGAUCGAGUUGGUAGGCAUCGUUUGUAAGAAUGGAAACUGGUCUGGAUAUCUCGAACUACUUUAAUCGCGACGUGUCACUCAAGAUUAUGACAUGUUUGGACGAUCUAUCUUAUAUUGAUAGUGUCUCUUCUGUCUUCCCCGAUUGGUUAAAUUGGGGUGAGUUGAAACAACUUGAUGUAUUCAGAGACUCAAUUCUUGUUUUGUUCAUCAAUUUUGUGGAAAAGUUCCAUCUGGCGAUUGAUGAUCGUCUUGCCAAGAAUCUGUGCUUGAGUAAGUUUCCUCAAUUAUCUAGAGUUGAUCAUGUUGUUGAACAUUGCUGCAUCGCAAGAAACCCUUGGGUGGAAGGUGGCUCUAGUAACAUGGAAUGGGAAACUUUGAAGAAAGAGCACAGAGUCUAUGCCUUUCUGGCUCGAGGUUGUAAGUCUUCUGCUGAAAGCGAACACUGCAUCAGUGAACCAAUUGAGGCUUCCAGCACUCAUCUUCAUCCAUUGGAAGCCAUAGAAAACACUUUGGAAGAAUUCAAUGGAGUGCCAUGGUCAUACUGGUCAAGUGAAGGUCAAAUUAACCCUGCAGUCCCUGAAACGCUAACUUACAAAUUGGUAGCUGAUUUGUGUGUUAUUACUGAAAUCAGAAUAAAACCUUUCCAAGCUAAUUUCCAGCCGGGUUCGCCUAUAUAUUCUGCAAGAUCUGUACGAUUCCGAAUGGGUCAUUCUCUGCGUGACGAUUAUGUGUGGACUUACACUUCAGAUGAGUUUCCAAUGGUUCAGGAAGCUGAUUUGCAGCCUUUUACGCUUCCAGAACCUGUUCUUUGCAUUGGUGGAAUAUUGCAGAUUGAGCUGCGGGGUAGAGUCCAAGCACCCCCACCACCCCAAGGGGAUGGAUUAUUUUACAUAUGUGUGGAACGUGUUCAAGGUGUUGGACGCCCGUUAUCUUCAUUUGGAAUUGAAAUCCGUGAGGACCCUGAAAAGUUUGUGUUGAAGGCUUUGAGUUGUACACACCCUCCCUUACCUGAGGAAACCCGGGAAGAUGAUUCAGGACAGGAUUUGGAUUCGGAUGUUGAUUCAGCAGAGUCAUGCAUAACCGACCUUACCUGAAGAAACCAGGAAAGACGGUUCAGCACAGGGUUUGGAUUGUUGCCUAUGCAACUAUUUCCACAAAUGUUUGAUUAUGAUCUUCCGGGAAAAUGUAGUUGACGUUGAGAUCUUGGAAUAAGAAUUUGAGGGUGACGGCGGUGGUGAACCAGAUGAAGAGUUCCUCUAAUCCUGUUUUAUAAAAUCAAUACCAUUUU
This is a messenger RNA of Rubroshorea leprosula, 1646 nucleotides long. Lineage: Eukaryota; Viridiplantae; Streptophyta; Magnoliopsida; Malvales; Dipterocarpaceae. The record is from the annotation of a GenBank genome assembly.